AGUUACUACCCCUCUGCACUUGCGAAUGUGAUGACUUUCCUUAAGGAAAUCCUAUACUCGCACGACCGAGCGACGACGACGUAGGGGAAGUUAUUGAUUUUCAUUCAACAUAGCCCCAAUACAGCGAGUGUGAAUUUGUUUUCUUUUUAAUUUCUGCCUGCAAUUGAACUCUCGAGUUGUGUGCUAAAUUUUCGGGGUUAUAAAGUUGAAUUAAAAUAAAUCAAAACGGAUACGAAGGACAUUUUAAAUUAAAGAAGAUUUUCGGUUUUCAACAAUCCAACUAUGGCUGACAGUGAAUACGAAGAAUUUCGCAGGCCUUUUGAGCAGAUACCUACCACAAACUAUACCAAAAACAAUACACAAUCCUUUUAUUCUCUCAUUCCAAAUGAUGACUUGGAAGACUCACCCUCCUCGAAAAGUGACUCCUCGGACUUGGAAGACGGAUGCGAACGUUCAAUACGGCCGAUGCCGAUGGAAAAAUUGACAAACUUACGGAACUCCUGUCAGGUAUUGGAAGAUGACGGUAUUGGAGAUGGCCUAAAAAUGAUUCCAAAAAAUGACAAUCAGGAUGGACACUUCACAUCAAAUCAGGAACUCAAUGGAUUUCAACCCCCAGUUGGCACUCAGAGAAGAAGACGAAAACUUCCCGAAAUUCCCAAGAACAAAAAAUCUUCCAUUCUGCAUCUUCUAGGGCAAAUGUCACUAGCAGAUGAAAUGCAGACUGAAAAUCGAUCCGGAGGCGGAGGCGGAGGAGGUCAGACCACUUUGAUGCCUCAGCAAUUUGGAGGUGCCACAAAUCAGAGGACUUUUCUCUCACUCAAAUGUGGAUAUUUAUUGGACGAAGACUCGAGCCCAGAUUCAGAACGAUUGCAGAGCUUAGGUGACGUGGACAGUGGACACAGUACCGCUCAUUCUCCGAAUGACUUCAAGAGUAUGUCUCCCCAAAUGCCCUCACCAGUAUCUCAAUCUCCCUUUCCUACUCCAUUCGGGGGAGUACCGUUCGGUCAGCUGGAAAUGCUUGAAGCUACCCAUAGAGGCUUACACAAGUUUAUACCUCGACAUCACGACGAAAUUGAAGUGGAAAUCGGCGAUGCAAUCUAUGUGCAAAAGGAAGCAGAUGACCUUUGGUGUGAGGGCGUAAAUAUUCGCACUGGACGGCAGGGUAUAUUUCCCUCAGCUUACGCUGUCGAUCUAGAUUACAACGACUUCGAUCCGACAGCACAGCAAGUCAAAAAGGAACGCUACUUGCUGGGUUAUUUGGGUUCAGUUGAAACCUUAGCUCACAAAGGCACAGGGGUUGUUUGCCAAGCUGUGCGUAAGAUUGUUGGCGAGUAUGGUAAUUCCCCAACUGGUCAGGUAUGCAUUUUGGAGGUCUCAGAUCAAGGAUUACGUAUGGUGGAUCGUUCUGGGCCAAAAACCAAAAAGGACAAAAAGCCAUGCAUAGAUUAUUUCUACUCAUUGAAAAAUGUUUCUUUCUGCGCCUUCCACCCUCGCGACCAUCGCUUUAUUGGAUUCAUAACAAAACAUCCCACUGUCCAAAGGUUUGCAUGCCACGUUUUUAAGGGUUCUGAGUCAACACGACCAGUAGCCGAAGCAGUUGGGAGGGCAUUUCAACGCUUCUAUCAAAAGUUCAUUGAGACAGCAUAUCCAAUCGAAGACAUUUACAUUGAAUAAAUUUAAUAACAUCUCCGUUGUUAUAUGAAUAAAGCGAUAAUACAUAACUUUAAAUCUCUGUGUAUGAAUUAUGUGUACUCAUAUUUUGUCUUCAAUAAGCUAAUUUAAUAAAAUCAAAAGAAACAAAGAGAGAGUUCGAAAGAUUCAACAAAAAAAAAUUAACAAACAAAGAAAACAUUAUUUUUAAUCAAUAAAAAUAAUAAUUGUAUGAAGAAAAAAAAACAAUACUAUAGAUUCACGCUCUGUAUAAAAGCACAUUUAUUAAAAUUUUAUUUUUAUAAUUAAUUAAAAAAAAAACAUCAAACUAAAUAAACAAAUAAAGAUUCUCUUCAAAAAGUAUUAAUGAAUUUAUUCAUUUUGUUUUUUGUUUAAAUCAACGCAGAGUAUAAAAGUUUUAAAUUUUCCGUAUAUAAAGUUCCAAAUUUUAUGAGUAAAAAUUAUUGACCCUUUAUAUGCAAUCAAUAGAGAAAAAAAAUGUCAGCACAAAAUAUUAAAGUUUGCUAAUUUCUAAGAACAAUAAGUAUUAAAUGUAUAUAAAUAUAUGUAAAAUUGUAAGCCCACAAUCUGUUACAUAUAUAACAAACAAAUAUUAAAUAUUGUAUAUGCAUUCAUAUGGGCCUAAAUUUUCAUAAUAAGAUCGGUUUAAUCAACCUACCUUACCUUAUCAUACAUUCUGAAUAAAACUUAAAAUAAUAUUUGUCUGAUAAAUUAAGUUAAUAUUGUUAUUUUUAUUGUUAACUUUAUUACUUUUUUAUAAAUGAGCCAGAAUUAUUUUGAAGAGUAUCUAAGAAUAAAAAAAAAAACGAUAACAAAGAUCUGAUUUAAAGAGAAUGCAACUUAUUUGUUCAUAGAGCUCAUUCAAAAAACUAUAAGUAUGUGCAUUCAUUUAAUAAGCUCAACAUUACAUUCCCCAACUUGAAUUUUCACAUAAAUCGUUUUUAGUUAUAAAAUAUGGACGAAAUCAAUAAAAUAAUAUGAAUUAUUUUUCCAAGUCCAUUAAUGUUUUGACACAAAAAUCUAGGUACCUUACCUACGUA
Molecule: messenger RNA, 2711 nt
Organism: Eupeodes corollae
Lineage: Eukaryota; Metazoa; Arthropoda; Insecta; Diptera; Syrphidae
Gene: Aplip1
Product: JNK-interacting protein 1
Exons: 5
Coding region: 283-1674 (463 amino acids)
Biological process (GO): regulation of JNK cascade
Cellular component (GO): cytoplasm
Molecular function (GO): protein binding
Source: RefSeq, a predicted model, not a curated record